AUGACCGACGCCGCCGCAGAAUGCAACAUUAAAGUGCUGUGUCGCUUUCGCCCCCUGAAUCAAGCCGAGAUUCUGCGUGGGGAUAAAUUUCUCCCUACAUUUCAAGGGGACGACACCGUCAUCAUCGGAGGGAAGUCCUAUGCGUUUGAUCGAGUGUUUCCCAACAACACCACUCAGGAACAGGUCUACAAUACUUGUGCCAAGCAGAUUGUGAAAGAUGUCCUGGGUGGAUACAAUGGUACUAUCUUUGCGUAUGGACAAACGUCCUCUGGGAAAACCCAUACCAUGGAGGGAAACCUGCAUGAUCCCCAGCAAAUGGGCAUCAUUCCCCGCAUUGCUGAAGAUAUUUUCAACCAUAUCUUCUCCAUGGAUGAGAACCUGGAGUUUCAUAUCAAGGUGUCCUAUUUUGAGAUCUAUAUGGAAAAGAUCAGGGAUCUUCUGGAUGUCACUAAGACCAACCUGUCUGUGCAUGAGGACAAGAACAGAGUCCCAUACGUCAAGGGCUGUACUGAGCGGUUUGUUUCCAGCCCAGAGGAGGUGAUGGACGUGAUUGAUGAGGGGAAGUCAAACCGCCAUGUUGCAGUCACUAAUAUGAAUGAGCAUAGCUCUCGCAGUCACAGUAUCUUCCUGAUCAACAUUAAGCAAGAGCAUGUGGAGACAGAGCAGAAACUCUCUGGAAAGCUCUACCUGGUGGACUUGGCUGGCAGCGAGAAGGUCAGCAAGACUGGUGCUGCUGGUGCUGUUCUGGAUGAGGCCAAAAAUAUCAACAAGUCUCUCUCUUCCUUGGGCAAUGUUAUUUCAGCACUCGCUGAAGGAACGAAGACCCAUGUGCCGUACCGUGAUAGUAAGAUGACCAGGAUCCUGCAGGACUCGCUGGGGGGAAACUGCAGGACUACCAUGUUCAUCUGCUGCUCCCCCUCAAGCUUCAAUGAGGCUGAGACUAAAUCUACCCUCAUGUUUGGGCAACGAGCUAAGACCAUCAGGAACACUGCUUCUAUCAACCUGGAGCUGACGGCAGAGCAGUGGAAGAGGAAGUACGAGAAGGAGAAAGAGAAGAACAAGACUCUGAGAGACACGAUCCAGAGACUGGAGGCUGAACUGAAACGCUGGCGCAAUGGUGAGGAGGUGCCGGAGACAGAGCAAGCCCAGGCUGAUGUGGUGAAGCUGGAGACCAUCGAUGACUCAGCUUUGGACAAUGAGAGAGAGAUGGACAAGCAGAAAGAGAAAGAGAAAGAGAGGGAUACUGACUCCUCCUCCAUCGUGGUGCGUAUCUCCGAGGAGGAGCGCCAGAAAUAUGAGGAGGAGAUUCGCAAACUGUAUAGACAACUGGACGACAAGGAUGAUGAGAUUAAUCUUCAGUGUCAGUUGAUUGAGAAGUUAAAGCAGCAGAUGCUGGAUCAAGAUGAGCUGCUGGCCUCCACUCGUGGGGACAGUGAUAAGGUUCAGACGGAGCUGGGACGGCUGCAGAUGGAAAGCGAGAGUGCCAAGGCAGAGGUGAGGGAGGUGCUGCAGGCAUUGGAGGAGCUGGCCGUUAACUAUGAUCAGAAGAGCCUGGAGGUGGAGGAGAAGAGCCUCCACAACAAACAACUUGCCGAGCAACUAAGCCUCAAGAUGGCUAGUCUGAUGGAGCUGGAGGCAGAGCUAGCUCAGAUGCAGGAAGUGAGCUCACAGCAGAGGAAGCGCAUUGCCGAUGUUCUCAACGGUCUGAUGAGAGACCUGAGUGAGUUCAGCACCAUCGUCGGCAACGGAGAGAUUAAGCUGCCAGUAGAGAUUAGUGGGGCCAUAGAGGAGGAGUUCACCGUGGCGAGGCUGUACAUCAGUAAGAUCAAGUCGGAGGUGAAGUCCAUGGUGAAGCGUUGCAGGCAGCUGGAGAGCAUGCAGCUGGAAUGCCACCGUAAAAUGGAGGAGACCAGCCGCGAGCUCUCCUCCUGCCAGCUCCUCAUCUCGCAGCAUGAGGCAAAGAUCCGCUCUCUCACUGAGUACAUGCAGAAUGUGGAGCAGAAGAAGAGGCAGCUGGAGGAUAGUUAUGACGCUCUCAGUGAAGAACUGUCUCUCCUUCAGAACCCAGAGAGCGUCGCAGAGGAGCAUGAUGGUGAGAAAGCUGAAACAGAGGAGGCUGAUGGGAAGAAGGCUGUGCGUCGGGUGGGUGCCCACCGUGAACCUAGGCAGACUCAGCUCAGCAGGCUGAGAGACGAGAUCAACGAGAAACAGCGUGUCAUUGAUGAAAUCACUGAUAAGAACCAGGCCCUGGAGCUGGAAUUGGCCCAUGUGCGAUCAGACUUCAGUAAUCUGAAGAGACAGGAGGACAACAAGAGUGCUCGUUUGGAACAGCUAUCAUUCCAGCAGGAGAGGCACGAGCAGUCCAAACAGGAUCUGAAAGGACUGGAGGAGACUGUCGCCCGUGAACUCCAGACCCUCCACAACCUGCGCAAGCUGUUCGUUCAAGACCUCACGUCUCGAGUUAAAAAAAGUUCAGAAAUUGGACCUGAUGAUAGUGGGGGGUCUAACACCCAGAAACAGAAGAUUUCCUUUCUUGAGAACAACUUGGAUCAGCUUACAAAAGUUCACAAACAGCUGGUACGUGAUAAUGCAGAUUUGCGCUGUGAGCUUCCAAAGCUGGAGAAACGUCUUCGUUCUACGGCUGAGCGAGUUCGGGCGUUGGAGGUGGCACUGAGGGACGCAAAGCAGGGUGCCAUGAAUGACCGUCGCCGUUACCAGCAGGAAAUGGAACGCCUCCGUGACCCUACACGUCUGCGCAACCAGCUCCGCCGCCCUCAUGCCGCACAAAUCGCCAAACCAAUCCGGCCUGGGCACCAUGUUGUCAUGUCUCCGACAACCACACUGUCUGUGCGUGCCAGUGAGCCACCGGUCACAUCCUACAGCAAUGCCCUCUUUCAGAGAGAAGAGAAACCUGUCGUCCCAAAUACCAACACAGUGGGCUACAGUACUGUAAGAUCUGUAGAUAUUUUGAGCUCUUACCCUCUGGAUGUGGAAAACGGAAACAGCACAGAUAUUAAUGAUAACAGGAAUGAUGUUCACUGUGGCAGUGGGAUGGAAGAUCCAUCCAGACUUUACAUUGUGCAGCAAGAGACCGCAGCCAGCUAA
Chanos chanos (milkfish) is the source of this 3105-nucleotide messenger RNA. RefSeq names its product kinesin family member 5A, a (gene kif5aa). The transcript has 28 exons. Gene Ontology annotation, molecular function: microtubule binding; ATP binding; microtubule motor activity. Gene Ontology annotation, biological process: microtubule-based movement. The record is from RefSeq and is a predicted model, not a curated record. Bases 1 to 3105 code for a protein of 1034 amino acids. NCBI's taxonomy places the organism in Eukaryota, Metazoa, Chordata, Actinopteri, Gonorynchiformes, Chanidae.